AUGAGUUGUACCACUCUGUACGGGUACGAGCUGGCUAGCCAAAUUGACCAGUUGGUGAUUCGAAAAAUUGCAAGUGAGAAGACUCAAAUUGGGGGAAAUAAAAACUGGCCACAGGGAAAAACGCUAUUUAUCAUUUACUCGAAGAACAUAGCAACGUAUUCAUACCUGCACAUUCUCCUAAAAAAGAGUUUGUUCCUAAGUGCAGAUGUUACGUUUGUACUGGUCCGAGUCCACAACAGCUGCAGUGAAAAGAGGUUAAUCAAUUUAAUAAAAAAAAUAAAUGCACGAGGAAAGAACACCUGGGUUAUAAUUCUCUCUCCGUUGUCUCGUCACAUAAACAAGUGCUACAUUUCUAGUUUCAUUGACGAAGAGAAGGAUGUGGAUCGGUCUAACUGCUCGCCCAUUUGGAAGUUACUCUCCCGUGGUAGUAGCGGUACUUGUGGGGGAGAUGGCCAUAAUGACGGAUGCAUGACUGUGGUCCAGCCGACCCCCCUUGCAGAUGCGUCUCCUUAUUUGUUUACACAAAGUUGUGAAGCUUUUCUGCAGUUCAUUUUUUGCAUUUUACACCUUCGCAUGGUAAAAAAAGGAGAGUAUAUCUGGAGGAACGCUAUUGCGAAUGCGCCCAUGUGGAGGGGUAAGGCAGUGGAGGCAGACACGGGAAAAUGCAGUGACGCUACGGAGGGGGAUUACCCAAGCAGGGAUAACACCCUACGUAGUAACCGUUGCAGAGACGUCAAACAGAUUAGCAAUGGAAGCACAGAAAUUCACAACUACCUGAGGAGUAGCGCCAAAUACAAUCUCCCCUGUUGCGUCCAUGCUGUCCUCCUCUUCUUGAAACAUUACCACAUUCAAGUGAAGGGGAAAAAUGUGCUGAUUCUUAGUAGCAACAUAAGCAUCUUCCUAUCCCUGUUUGCCUCCUUUUUGCGAAGUGAAGUUUCGACGACGGUUUAUAAUCCCCUACAGGGGGAGGUUCUGUGUAGGUACGAUGCCAAGGGCAAAAGGUGCUACCUACGCAGGGGUAACCUAGGAAAGCUGCACAUCAGAAAGGAGGGCGAUUUUGAAAGGAAAUGCAGAAUGUUCUCCCACUCCUAUGUAUCUACCAGUAAGGGGCACACAGAAAUUACCCACCAAGAUUUGUCUACACUAAGGAAGAAUAUGGGCAGGAGGAUUGUCAAACAGGCCGAUGUUAUUAUAAUAGCAAUUGGUUGUCCCCACCUUUUGAAAAAGAGAAAUAUUAAAGAAGGCGCGAUUAUCUUAGAUUUGGGAAUCAAUUUGGUCCCCCCCCGAGGUAGGCACAUGGAAAGAAUGGGCGCACCGUUUUGCGGUUCCUCCAUCGGGAAUGAGAAAGUGGAAAUGAAGAAGGGACCUCCAACAGUGGAGGAAGGGAAUUCCCCCUGCAGGAGGGAACUCUUCCCCUGCCGGAAAUUCCCAAACGGGGUAAACUCCCCAAUGUUGCAAAAUCGAAAAGGCUUAGUGAAACAUAUACGGUUAACUCCUCCCCGAAUUGGCAAAACCGCCACUUGUGAGAAUUUCUUUGGUGAGGAAUCCACCGGAGUGAUAAGAGAAGGUACUUCCCCAUCUGAGUCUUCCAACGAUUCUCCUAUUUCUCCCCCCAGUGGAGGGAUAAAGCGGGCCCGCAACAAAUGCCAUAAAAUCAUUCCUCUAAAAAGCCGCAUGUCCAAAAUUAAAUUCGCCAAUGGUUUAGCCAAGUGCUUGCGACAUUACGAAAUUGUUGGGGACGCCCAUGCGAACUGCAAGCAGAAGUGCGCGCUCCUUUCGAGUGUGCCCGGGGGGCUGGGCCCCAUCACCACAUCCAUGCUGUUUUAUAAUUUGUACUUCAGCUGA
Plasmodium vivax (malaria parasite P. vivax) is the source of this 1845-nucleotide messenger RNA. RefSeq lists its product as hypothetical. The transcript has a single exon. The record is from RefSeq and is a predicted model, not a curated record. Bases 1 to 1845 code for a protein of 614 amino acids. Gene Ontology annotation, biological process: tetrahydrofolate interconversion. Gene Ontology annotation, cellular component: cytosol. NCBI's taxonomy places the organism in Eukaryota, Apicomplexa, Aconoidasida, Haemosporida, Plasmodiidae. Gene Ontology annotation, molecular function: methenyltetrahydrofolate cyclohydrolase activity; methylenetetrahydrofolate dehydrogenase (NADP+) activity.